Magallana angulata is the source of this 2217-nucleotide messenger RNA. RefSeq lists its product as uncharacterized. The record is from RefSeq and is a predicted model, not a curated record. The coding region runs from base 122 to 742 and encodes 206 amino acids. Lineage: Eukaryota; Metazoa; Mollusca; Bivalvia; Ostreida; Ostreidae. The transcript has 6 exons.
CUCUGUCGAUGGUUAGUGUUUGUCCCCCAUUGCCCGUCACAGAGAAGCGAGGGUUGUUGACGGGAGCAUAGUUUACAAACCACGAGUAGUCCAUGUAAAACCUUUUAUCAGAACUUUGACGAUGUCUCGAUUAACCAAAGAUCAAGUAAAUUAUCCACCAGAAGAGGUUGAUCCUUUAGUAAUGCUGUCUAAUAUUCAACACCAAAUUGGACAUGCUGUAGAAGAUGCGGCUGGAGAUGUAACUGCUAAAAAUAAACUAAAAUCAGGAUCUCUCUUUAGUACUUUUGAAACUGGCAAUCAGAUAAUGCUGGUUUCUAGAACUAGUGGACGGGCCCUGAGGAUACUACGGACUAAAGCUGAUAAACUCAAAGUGGAUGGAAGAGGGGCUGUAACACGCCAAGAAUGGAACGCGGUUUGGACGGUCAUUAAUGAGGGACACAAUCAGGUUCGGCUUCAUAAUCACAAUAACUUUCUAGCAAUCGUCAAUGGAGAAGCUACCGUGAUCACUGUACCAGAGGGAUCUGAACACAAUAUAUUAAAAACUAAGCUUCAGUUGGUGCUGGAUCCGGAGAGUUUUGUAGCCCUGGAGUCUAUUCAGGAACCAGAGAAGUGUGUGGGGGUGGAAGACAAUGGAAGCAUGAAGGCAGCAGAGAACUGUACUUCUUCCGAUAACCACGCCAUGUUUGGUAUUCAUUUGAUAGUAAGAUUACGCCAUAUUUGCUGUUAUUUCAUCUUCGCGUGAGAUUUUUCACUGGCUAUGAAGGCGAUAGCAAGGUUAAUGUUUCCGAGACAGCAACAAUUUUCCGAUGCAAAGCGAAGCACCUACAGAUAUAGUUACAAUACACUUGAUUUUGUGGAGAAAAAAAGGUAUUUAAUUGUAUAUGUACCGAAGAAAAGUUUAUAUGUCGGUUGUGUAGAGUUUGUUGAUGGUAACAAAUUGGAGUUAUCGGACUUUGAACAUGGAUAAAGUAGAGGUGUUUCGAGAAAAAAAAAAAUAAAGGAUGACUAUUUACCAUUUACAAACAGCACAUACACAUUUCACGUUAUAUAAAAUAGCAUAUUUUUUGUCGUCCUUUUACACGGAGGUAUAAAAAGUGUAUAUUGGCCAAUGAGUCAAAGAGUAUUUAAAUUGUACAAUUACUAGUAUUACAUUUGAUAUAUAAUUGACCGAGACCAUGACUUAUAUUAACUGACUUAAGAGAAAAAAAAUAAAAUGUUACCUGCUAGUAAUAAUACUUUUUAUUUACAGGAAAAGGGCAUGAGACUUAUCGAAAAAAAUACUUUGAAGGAUAUAGAUACCGGUCUGCUAAAGAGUCUGACUUGAAGCUGAAGAAUAUGCACGUGACGGUUUUAACGUUAGCCAUAUUGGAGUGUGCAACUUGUAGUUUUUAUCAAAUACAUUGUGUUGUGAAUGUAAAUCUGAUUUUGUUGUAUAAGAAAAAUGGUAAUUACACAGCAUUCAUAUGUGUUGUAUGAUUGUUAAUUUAUUGUUCUUUGCCUAUAAUGACACUCCUUGCAAUCAAGGCAAAAGUCAUUUUGAUUUCUAAGUUUUAAUGUAAAUAAUAUUUGCACGUUUAUUCAAAAUUAUUUUUUCAACUGUAAGGGUAGAGUGUAACACUUUAAGAUAUAAUAUGAACAAAAGCAAUCUCACUGUCAAAAAAUUUUGAAAUCUGGAAUAAAAGAUCAUUUAUUUUUAAAAUCUAAAACUUUCUAGUCUAGAACUCUUGAAAUACUGAUCACUACCUGACAGUUAAAACAAAUGCUACGUUACGAUGUAAAAACUUCGAAUUCUUUAGGAUAAAACACAAAAUUACGACUAAUCUUAGUGUUUGAAUUUUGAAAUGAAAUUAACAAAAGAUAUACAAACUAUAUUCAUUUUAAAGAAAUGUAAUUCAUAUAUUACUCAAAGAAUCUGGUUUUUAUUAUAUCUUAUGAAAUAAGAAAUAAUCUCUUCUGGAAUUUCUUAACACUUUGAUCAGUGAUGACUUAUUUACACUAUAUCGUAAUUAGAAUUCGACCAUUGCCAAUUCCAACCAAACGAUGGAAAUAUGGCUAAAUCGUUCCUUUUAUAUCGAGUUGGGCUGGACUUGGACCAGUAACUGUUUAGAAUUAUGUGGUGUUAUGCUUAGAAUGUCGAUGUCAUUUUUCAGUAUUAUAUAAUUUAUAUAAGAUUGAUUUUCAACACCUUGAAACAAAUAAUAUGAAUAAAAAAAAUUC